UGUCAUAUUACAAACCAAAGUCUUGUUUUUCCUAUUUAAAAUUUCUUUCUUUCAAUUAUUUUCUCAUCUCUACAUGUUCAUUAUCUAAUAUAUCUUUUUAUUAUUUUAUUUCAAUGAUACCAUUUCAUCUUUGAACCCUAAAAGAAGAAAAAAUUGAUCUAAAUGUCGAGCUACGAGUGGAACAACCAUUCUUCCCCUUCUCCCAACAUCUUUUUAUCGGAUAUGGACCUUCAUAUUCAUAAUCAUAAUCAUAAUCAUAAUCAUAUUCAGAUUCAUCAUCAACCUCAUGAAUCUUUAUCUUCAUCAUCAAUUUCUCACCAUCCGAUUUAUGACAACCCAUUUACAAACUCAUGCCCCUUCCCACACGAUAACACACCCACUCAACCACAAAUACCACUUUUCUCCUACCCAAACACCCUUGAAACAUUCUCUUCCGUAAUGCAAAUCCCUAAGACUGAACCGGAUCUUUUUACGAACCGUCCAAUUGGUUUAAACUUAGGCCGGCGCACUUACUUUUCUGCUGAUGAUGACUUAGUUAGCCGCCUUUAUUGCCGGUCUAGAGGCGUUGAUCCAGCGGUUCAGUCACCUAAAUGUCAAGCUGAAGGUUGUAAUGCUGAUCUUAGUCAUGCUAAGCAUUAUCAUCGUCGUCAUAAGGUUUGUGAGUUUCACUCUAAGGCUUCCACUGUUAUCACCGCCGGGUUAACUCGGAGAUUUUGCCAGCAGUGUAGCCGGUUUCAUUUGUUAUCGGAAUUUGAUAAUGGGAAGAGGAGUUGUCGGAAAAGAUUAGCUGAUCAUAAUCGUCGACGGCGAAAAUCUAACAAUCAAAGGGUAACCUCUUCAAGUGCUGCUUCCUUGUCAUCAGAAAAUACUGAUUCAUCACCGUCACAAAAUAUUAUAAGGUCACCUUCAGAUUCAGCAAUGAAUUCAUCAUUAUCAGUGACGAUUGAAAUGUCGCCUCCAAGAGUAUCGUUUGAUACAAAUUUCAUGCAACAAUCGUAUGAGUAGCUCUAGCUAUGAAUAAGUAGUGGAAAAUGCUGAAAUUAAUGAAGACAAUGAGAUCAAGAAGAAUUAAUUAGCUCUAAUUUGUUACUUAAUUACGUUUGUGCGAUGUAUUUUUCAAUCAAGGGUAUAAAGUGUAGUUAACUUAUUGUGCCAGGGAAAUUAAAUCAUGUAUUAGCUGAACAAAUUAAUUCUUUGGCAAUUUCAUAUUACUUGCUACAUUUUCGUUUUUAGUAAUAAAACAAUCAUUUAAAGUUCUACA
This is a messenger RNA of Amaranthus tricolor (Joseph's coat), 1261 nucleotides long. RefSeq names its product squamosa promoter-binding-like protein 8. The transcript has 3 exons. NCBI's taxonomy places the organism in Eukaryota, Viridiplantae, Streptophyta, Magnoliopsida, Caryophyllales, Amaranthaceae. Gene Ontology annotation, cellular component: nucleus. Bases 163 to 1005 code for a protein of 280 amino acids. The record is from RefSeq and is a predicted model, not a curated record. Gene Ontology annotation, molecular function: DNA binding.